Molecule: messenger RNA, 3658 nt
Organism: Coffea arabica (coffee)
Lineage: Eukaryota; Viridiplantae; Streptophyta; Magnoliopsida; Gentianales; Rubiaceae
Source: RefSeq, a predicted model, not a curated record
CUGCGUCUCUUCCCCCGGUCUCCCACCCUUCCUCUUUCUAUCUCUCACAGUACACACACUGAGUACAGUGAAGUAGAAGUAGAAUAGAAUAGACGACGAUCAAUUACGCCGUCAACAAUGUCGGAAGCCGGAGAGGAGAAAUCGGACGGUCUGGAGAUCAUAUCAAUCGGCAAGCUUUAUAGUGGUUCUUGGGAAAAGAAAUACUGGAGCUGCUCUAGGGGUAAAGAUCGUUAUCCUUAUCCAGUUGGAUUUAAAGCUGUUCGGACACAAAAUGGGAUCAAAUACAGGAUGGAAAUUUGUGAAGGUGUCAAAGGGCCGCUAUUUAAGAUUGGUUCUACUGAUGGACUGUCAUGCUCUGGUCAAACUCCAGAUAUUGCAUGGGAGAGUUUUCAGAAAAAAAGAAGCUCUCGUGUAAAGUUUUUGCAUGGGAAGAGAUUCUCAUGCAAGAUUGAUGGCAUGGAGUUUUUUGGGUUCAAGAAUGCAUCCGUCCAAAGGUUACUGAGGGAAUUAAUGGCAAAUGCUGGAGGCAUUGUAGAACAAAAUUUGCUUCCAUCUGAAUUUUGCUCUGAGGCUUCUGAGACAAGAAUUCCAAUUCAGCUAACUCAUUUCAGUUUGGAUCAUGAUAUGCUAUUGGGAAAACCACAGGUCACGGGGAAGAGAAGCAGGAAAGAGAAAAUGAUCAAAGCUACAUCGCAGGGUGUGACAGAUCUUAAAAGAGUUCGACCUCAAAAUGGGGAACAUGAUGUUGUUGCUUCAAGUAAUGGGCUGACGGGUCAAGAGGAUUGUAGUGACAGGCUUCACUUGAUAAUUCCUACUUUGAAAGAACAUCAUCUGAGCAAGAGUGCAAGAGAUUUCCAGAGAUCAACAAACUUGGACCCCGUGAUUGAGGAAGAACUUGUAGCUUCAGUACAAGAUCAUCGACUGUUGAAUUCUUUUGAUUUAUCUGAUGAUCUGAAAGUUGAUGGUCACAUUCCACUUGAACAAAGCAAGCCUAUUAGCUCUGGAAUUUCUACAACCAUUGGAGAAGAGGGCAACUUGCCUGAAGACAAAGAACGUCUUGACAGAUCAAAAGUUUCAGCUGGACUCCAGUUUAAUUGCUCCAUAGGAGAAGAUGAAGAAAGGGAGAGAAUAUGUCCUAAAACAAUCCAUGAUGCUGAACUUUGUGUGCCUAAUACUUUAGAUCACCCGCCAGAUGAUUUGUCUAAUUCUUUUGCCCAUCAAGUUAAAAAAGAAGUACCGACAAAAUAUUCCCCCAAGUUGGACAAUGCACUUGCCACUGACAAGGCCAUUCUUGAGGAUUUAGCAACAGAGUCUGAGUCACUUCGAGAAGAUGAGAUUAGCACAUCUAACUCAAAUGCCAGUUCCGGGAAAGGUGAUUUAGAUUCAGUUGGUCAGGAUAUUGCCAAAUCAAUGAUGACAGUCCUGCUUCCUCGAGCCCUUCCUCUGCUCAACACAUUUUCAAGAAAGAAAAAGAAGAAUCUUAAGCCUUCAGAAAUGUCUGCCAUUGUAACCACGUCUGAAAAUGAAAAGAUUGACAGAAUAGCAAUUCCUGUCAGAGAGCUUCCAGAAACUGCAGAAUUGGACCAGAAUAAGGAGGACCAAAUUUCUUCUAGGAAUCUAGAAUAUGAUGGUCGUAUAAAAUCUGUUGUUCCUGAUAGCUUUGAUGACAGUGGAAGUGGAGAUCUUCUGAUAGAUAAUCUGCGCCUUCUUGAGACUGCAGAUAGGAAAACAAGUCCUCACUGCAACAGAGAAAUGGCUUUGAAUCAUGGGAUUGAUAUCUGCAAUGACUCAACAUCUAAAGCUUCCUUAGGAUCCACAUUUCCCAGUAAAAAUGAUGCCUUCACAAGCUUCAGUGAGAAGUCUUUGUGUAUUCAAAAACAGACUAUGAAGGACGACACCAAGACUUGUCCUGAUUAUAGUGAAGUUCUUGCAGUUGACACCCAAAGCCCUAAAAAUUUGAUCAUUGGUACUGGAACUAGGGUUGAGAAAGAAGAACCUAGAUCUAUGACUGUUAAAAGGCUUUACAUUCUUGAUUUAACUACGUCAUUUUUAGACCAAGAACUUGCUGAUCUUGAUAUUCCCACAUCGAAUUCGCUGAUCCAGAGGGUGAAUUCUGAUAAUGUGGCACAAAAGCAUGAAGCCAAAGAUUGUUCAAAAAUGAAUAAUAAUGCAACUUCCCUCCUUAAUGCCAAGCUGGAAGAGGUUCUCAAGCUUGUUGGCUGCUAUAUCCACCCCAUGCCAGUUUUAUCUGUGCUAUUGAGAAUGGUAGGGAAGGAAAUCUAUAUAUGUGCACUUUGUGGCUCCCUUGCACAAGAGGACAAGAUUCUCUUUGUCUACAGUACUCCAGUUACUGGAGAAAAGACAGGAUCCCCUUCUUUUGUUGGUCAUGCAUCAGUUAUCUUGGAUGAUGCCUUUGGGAGAAAUAUUGCUGUGGAUAAUUUUGGUUUGCAUUUCACUCCAGAUGGACAAUCUCUUGUUCUACUGAAUAGCAUAAAAGUGCCCUGCUGCAGGGAGGGUAACAUUCAUUGUCCUUGCCAGUUAUGUACUUCAGAUUGUUUUGAAAAGAAUGCAGUAAAAAUUGUGCAUAUAAGAGUUGGCUAUGUCUCAGUGAUCAACAAACUUAAAACUGCUCAAACUGUAUGCUGUAUACUAGUUUGUGAGCCUAAUCAUCUUGUUGCUGCUGAAGAGAGUGGGAAGCUCUGCCUUUGGGUCAUGGACUCAACAUGGAGUUCACAGUUGGAGGAAUGUCAUUUACCUGUGGCAGAUAACUGGCCGCCUUCUCCUGUUGAACUGAAGAAACUUCCAAAAUCUGCUUCUUUAAUUAUUGGUCAUAACGGAUUUGGCGAGUUUGGCAUAUGGGACAUUAAAAAACAGAUUCUCGUAUCGAAGUUUUCUGGUCCGAGCACUACAAUCUCUAAAUGCAUUCCAAUUAGCUUCUUUCAGUGGCAAAGAAAAGGCAAUGUUCCCCCUUACUACAACCAGGAAGAGCUUAUCAACGAGGUUCUAAAUGCAACAGAAAUGUGGUUCUCUGGAGAAGAUAGCGAACUGGUCCGACCAAUAGAGGCUGAAGAUCUGGCCAUCUGGCUUCUUAUCUCAACUGUGUCAUAUCUUGACUUCCAACCUAGCUAUAAAUCAGGUGAUUGGCAGAUGGACUCAGUUGGAUCUUGGAAGCUUGCUCUCCUGGUUAAAAACACAGUGGUGAUGGGAAGUGCAUUGGAUCUUAGGGGUGUUGCAGCUGGUGCAUCACUUGGUCAUGGAAUUAUUGGUAGAUCUGAUGGGCUAGUUUACAUGUGGGAACUUUCUACAGGAAUUAAAGUUGGUAAUCUACAUCAGUUCAAAGGUAGCGGAGUGUCAUGUAUAGCAACUGAUAUGUCAAAACCUGGAGCUUUGGCUGUUGCAAGCGAUGGAGGUGAAUUGCUAAUAUAUGCGUACCUGUGAAGGGCUUCUGCCGAUUGGCGCAUGCUGCUGUAAAAUGAAGAGCCAGUCAUUAACCUUUCCUGCUCCAGAUUUAAUCUUUAUCAUCUUAGAAACAAAAUCAAUCAGAAAUUAUGAUGUCUGAAGCCUGAACUCAGUCUAGAAGUAUACAUGAAAUAAGUGUAGCAAAUUUGGAAGUUCAGACUUUUUCUUCUUAUCCUCCAAUGUCCCGCCAUGUUUCCCA